This is a messenger RNA of Erythranthe guttata (spotted monkey flower), 1133 nucleotides long. Lineage: Eukaryota; Viridiplantae; Streptophyta; Magnoliopsida; Lamiales; Phrymaceae. The record is from RefSeq and is a predicted model, not a curated record.
CCACUGAUUCCAUUUGUCUUGUGCUUAGUGCAUAUCUAUAUAUAUAAAAAAGUAUAUAUUGCCGUGCGGCCAACUCAACAGUCGUAGAGAAUACUUGGAGUACAUAGUGAUAAGGGAGAGAGGUUGAAAUUGAAACGUGAACCAGGUUUCAUUUUUUUCGCAUUAAUUAUUAACCCUUGAGAAUUGAGAUCUCUCGCCCAUCAGAUCCCAUUUGUUCACUCAUCCAAUUCUUUUUCUCAGAAUCAAUUUUUAUUCUUUACCAUGGAAGCUGCAAAUGUUGUGGAUGUCAAAGGUGGAAGUGUCCCACUUACUUCAGUAUUUACUGCUGACCAAGAAGUUGUUGAAGCUAAAGACGGAAUCAUCUCGGUUGCUUCUACAUGUUCUGGUCAUCAAGAAGUUGUCGAAGCCAAAGAUGGAACUAUCUCGGUUGCUUCCGCAUUUGCUGGUCAUCAAGAAGCUGUUCAGGAUAGAGAUCACAAAUUCCUGACGAAAGCAGUUGAAGAAGCUUACAAAGGUGUAGAUUGUGGAGAUGGAGGUCCUUUUGGUGCUGUUGUAGUAUGCAAUAAUGAAGUGGUCGUAAGCUGUCACAAUCUCGUUCUCAAGCAGACAGACCCUACUGCUCAUGCAGAGGUUACUGCAAUAAGAGAGGCUUGCAAGAAGCUGAAUAGGAUUGAGCUCUCGGAUUGUGAGAUUUAUGCGUCGUGUGAGCCUUGUCCUAUGUGCUUUGGUGCUAUCCAUCUUUCCAGAAUCAAGAGAUUGGUGUACGGCGCCAAAGCGGAAGCUGCUAUUGCAAUUGGUUUUGAUGACUUCAUAGCAGACGCAUUGAGAGGAACCGGAUUUUACCAGAAGGCUAAUCUGGAAAUCAAACAAGCUGAUGGUAAUGGGGCCCUUCUUGCUGAGCAAGUUUUCGAGAAAACAAGGGCUAAAUUUCAACUCUAUUGAUCAUUAUUCUUCACUUGUCACGGAAUCUGUGCUCCCCGUUUCCUUUGUUCAUUAUCAUUUCAAAUUAACUUGACUACUAAUUUAAUUGCAAACAUUUAACUUUCCAGAUAUUGGUACUUUUGAAAUUCUUUUAAGUUUUCACCACUACAUAUUCGUACUUUUCAAAAUUACUCGUUUGGCUUUGGACACUG